AUGAGUAUAUAUUAUGAUUCACAUAUUAAAAAGAAAGAUAAUAAUUUGAAUAAAUGUUCAUGUAUCGAAGAAGAAGAAGAAAAAGAAGACAAUUAUGUAUUUAUUGAUGAGAAAUACAAAGAAUAUUUUGAUAGUAUGAGUGAUUUAUUUGAAGACAAGGUUGAAUAUAUUUUAAGAAAACAUUUUAAAAAAAAUGAUCCAACAAAUAAAAAUAAAUUACUUUGUUUAAAUGUAUGUGUUUUAUGGCAAAAAAAAUUUUUGUUACUUUUGAGUAAAACAUUAAAUGAAUAUGAAGAAUAUAAAAAAUUAAAUAAUUUAGAAAAUGAAAAAGAUGAGAAAGGAAUAGAAAAAGAAAGUAAUGGAAGAAAUAAUGCACUAGAAGAAGAAAAAAAUGAUGAAAAUAAUAAAAUUUGUAUUGAAAAAGAUUUAAAAAGUUUUAUUAAAAAUGUCAAAAUUGUUGAUAAUAAAAAUAUUGAAGUAAUUUAUGAUAGUAAUGACUUAAAUGAUGAUAAUAGACCAUCUGCUGAAUUAUCAACAGAUGAAAUUUAUUAUUUAUUAGUUGAAUCAAAAAAAAGUGAAAAUGAAUAUAAAAAAAAAAUUUUUACUUUUUUAAAAUAUUUGCCACUAUUUAUAAAAUCAAUUGAAAAUAAAAGUUUGAUAGAAAAAAAAAUUUUGGAAGAAAAAUUAUUAUUAAACAAUUUACAUAACAAAAAUAAUCAAAACGAGUUAUUAAAUGUAAAUGAUUUAAAUGAAAAUGAUAAUGGAAAUAUAUCUACUAUAGAAAUAAAACAUAAAUUAGAUGCAAUUGUAGAUUUUAAUUAUAAUUUAUCAGAAAAUUUAGAAACUCUCUUUAAAAAUGGUAUUGGAAAUAUGCAAGCAAAAAAUUUAAAUAUAUUUUCUAAUGAUAGUAUUCAAAUAAUGAAUCAAGAAGAAAAUAGAAAUAUUGAGAAUUUUAACAACAAUCAAAUAAAUAACGAUCAUUAUCAUCAUCUAAACAAUAUUAAUAAUUUAUAUUUAUCAAAGAAAGAUACAAACAAAAAAAAUAAUAAAUCUUUCAUAAUGCCAUUAUCUAAAAUAAAUGAUUUGACUUUAAUAAAUAACAUUAGUACUAAAUCAAAUAAUUGCACAAAUGAAGAAACAAAUGAAAAUGAAACAUCUUUUUAUAUUUAUAAAAAUAAUAUGGAUAAAAUGAAUUUAUAUGGUUUAGAUUUAUUAAUUAAUUUAAACAAUAAUUUAAUAUAUAAAAUUAAUCAUAUAUAUAGUCUUAUUCAAUUUUAUACUAUGUUGGCAAAAGAUAUAUUUAAUGAAACGUAA
This is a messenger RNA of Plasmodium gallinaceum, 1314 nucleotides long. RefSeq names its product conserved Plasmodium protein, unknown function. The transcript has a single exon. Lineage: Eukaryota; Apicomplexa; Aconoidasida; Haemosporida; Plasmodiidae. The record is from RefSeq and is a predicted model, not a curated record. Bases 1 to 1314 code for a protein of 437 amino acids.